Molecule: messenger RNA, 2063 nt
Organism: Monodelphis domestica (gray short-tailed opossum)
Lineage: Eukaryota; Metazoa; Chordata; Mammalia; Didelphimorphia; Didelphidae
Gene: KBTBD12
Product: kelch repeat and BTB domain containing 12
Molecular function (GO): protein binding
Source: RefSeq, a predicted model, not a curated record
UGAGUGUGUAGCAGGCGGGCCCCCCCCGCAGCUGCCCCAGCGCCCCCGGCCCGGAAUGCUUUGUGGCAUCUCUGUUGCCUUUUGAACAAUUAAACAUGAAAAUAGCCCCUCAGAAAUCAAACUGAAUUAGAAGACUCUCUUUAGAAGUAUGGCAUGUAUCAUGGAGAGCAAGAUUGUGGGAAUAGAAAAACAGCAACAUAGCUUGACUUUACUUAGCAAAAUUAAGAACAUGAAAGAAUUAGCAGAAAUGAUAGAUGUCGUGCUAAUAGCAGAAGGGAAGAAAUUUCCCUGCCACCGACUGAUUUUGGCUGCCUUUAGUCCUUAUUUCAAAGCCAUGUUCACCUGUGGUUUGCUCGAAUGUGUUCAGAAAGAAGUCAUACUCUAUGAUAUCACUGCCGAGAGUGUCUCGAUAAUAUUAAACUAUAUGUACAAUGUGGAUUUGGACAUCAAUAAUGCCAAUGUACAGACUGUAGCUGUUGCUGCCUACUUUAUGCAAAUGGAUGAAGUCUUCAGCAUGUGCCAAAAAUAUAUGAUGGACCACAUGGAUGCCUCCAAUUGCGUAGGAAUCUAUUAUUUUGCCAAACAUAUUGGGGCAGAAGAUUUGUCUGAUCAAGCCAAGAAAUAUUUAUAUCAGCACUUCGCUGAGGCAAGCUUACAUGAAGAAAUUCUGGAAAUUGAUGUGGAUCAACUGAUGGGACUUAUUAAAUCAGAUGAUCUUAAUAUUUCCCGAGAGGAAAGUAUUCUGGACUUGGUUUUGAGGUGGGUGAACCAUAGCCGAGAGUUGCGCCUCGAGUCCCUUGUUGAACUUUUGAAACAAGUAAGGCUGGGACUUGUGAAUCCUUCAUUUUUAAGAGAAGCGUUGAAAAGGAACACGGCACUUCUCUGUAACUCAGACUGCAUUGAUCUUAUCCAGGGUGCCUUAGAUGCCAUCAAGAAGUCCAAACAACUUUCUCUAAAUCUCCGUUAUGGAAUGGAGACCACUAGUCUUCUGCUUUGUAUUGGCAACAAUUCCACAGGGAUCCGAUCAAGACAUGGCAACUAUGGAGAUGCAAGUUUUUGCUAUGCUCCUUUAACAGGAAAGACCUACUUCCUCUCCUCUCCAAAGUAUGGAGAAGGUUUAGGAACUGUGUGUACUGGGGUCGUUAUGGAAAACAAUGACAUCAUCGUGGCAGGGGAAGCCAGUGCUUCUAAGCUAUCUCGACAAAAGAACAAGAAUGUAGAGAUCUAUAGGUACCACAUCCGGGGAAAUAAAAGUUGGGAAAAGUUAUGUGCAACUGAAUUUCGGGAGCUCUAUGCCCUAGGCAGCGUCUAUAGUGACCUUUACGUUAUAGGAGGACAAAUGAAAUUGAAAAACCAGUAUCUUGUUACAAAUUGUGUCGACAAGUAUUCGGUGGAGCGUGACAAUUGGAAAAGGGUGGCACCUCUUCCGUUACAGCUAGCCUGCCAUGCAGUAGUAACAGUGAAUAAUAAACUUUAUGUGAUGGGAGGAUGGACCCCACAGAUGGAUCUCCCUGAUGAUGAGCCUGAUCGAUUAAGCAACCGACUGUUGCAGUAUGACCCUGGUCAAGAUCAAUGGAGAGAGCGGGCACCAAUGAAGUACUCUAAAUACCGAUUCAGUACUGCUGUAGUCAACAGUGAGAUUUAUGUCUUGGGUAAGGAGAAAAAGAUUUUUUAACUGAUAAUAUAACCGCUUUUUCUUUUCUCCAGCCUUUUGCCUCAGUAAAAUGAAAAACUCUCCUUUCUUUUUGGAUCAUUAACAAGGACAAGUGGAAUGUGUUGUGGUGGCUAUUCUCUUGCUUUCUAGAACUUAGGUAGGUGACGUUAAUCACUCCCAUUGAUAUGGCAUAUGAUGCUGUUUUAAGGUUUUACAAAACCCUUUAAAGAUAUGUUCUUAUUUGAUAAAAGUCCAUUGUCCUGAUAAAGGUGAUUUUUGUUAAUGGUGGUCUUAAGUGCCCUAGAGGAGAAACAGAGAGAGAAAGAGACAGACAGACAGACAGAGACAGAGACAGAGAGAGAGAGAGACAGAGAGACAUAGACAGAGACAGAGACAUAGACAGAGACAG